Messenger RNA from Chanos chanos (milkfish), 351 nucleotides. RefSeq names its product cornifelin (gene cnfn). The transcript has 3 exons. The record is from RefSeq and is a predicted model, not a curated record. The coding region runs from base 1 to 351 and encodes 116 amino acids. NCBI's taxonomy places the organism in Eukaryota, Metazoa, Chordata, Actinopteri, Gonorynchiformes, Chanidae.
AUGGCGUAUCAGACAGAGGUGAUCAGUUCCCAGCCCCAGGUGACUGUGACGAGCUACACGGUGUCAACUGGCUCCUCAGAGUGGAGCUCCAAUGUGUGUGACUGCUGCGACGACUGUGGCAUCUGUCUAUGCGGCACCUUUAUUCCCUGUAUUCUGGGCUGUAAAGUGGCCCAGGACAAUGGAGACAGCUGCUGUUUGCCUUUCCUGCCUGGUGCCAUGAUAGCCCUGAGAACCAGCAUCCGCGACAGAUAUCGCAUCAAUGGCUCCGUCUGCGAUGACUGGGUGGUCAUGGCCUGUUGUCCGCUCUGCGGGCUUUGCCAAAUGGCCCGAGAGCAGAAGAUGAGAGGCUGA